Molecule: messenger RNA, 551 nt
Organism: Marmota flaviventris (yellow-bellied marmot)
Lineage: Eukaryota; Metazoa; Chordata; Mammalia; Rodentia; Sciuridae
Gene: Ankrd40cl
Product: ANKRD40 C-terminal like
Source: RefSeq, a predicted model, not a curated record
CUGAUCUGUGGACCACAGAGGUGACCCAUGGCUGAGGCGGAACUGGAUAUCGGAGAGAAGUCAGCAGGUGAACAUAAACAAGAAGGCACCAGUCCACACUCGACAAGUGCCCCAAGUGUUAAUGCCAAACCUAACAACACCUGCCUAGAGUUGGUGCUUAAAGUAAGAAUUCAGAGCCCCAAAGAAAAUGACUUCAUUGAAAUUGAACUGCACAGACAAGAGCUGAGUUAUCAAAACCUACUAAAAGUGAGUUGCUGUGAACUGGGGAUUAACCCAGAGCAAGUGGAGAAGAUCAGAAAGCUACCUAACACUCUGCUCAGAAAGGACAAAGACAUUCGAAGACUACAGGACUUUGAGGAAAUAGAACUCCUUUUAAUGAAAAAUGGAAGCUCUGAAUGGAUACAAUACACACCAUCUCUAACAGCAAAGUCCUGCUACAAUAGUAAUGCCGCAAAAAUGACUUAUUAACCCCCCAAAUUAAACAGGAAUCAUUAUUUUAUAAUGAUAAUGCUGGAUACACAUGAAAUUUGACUUCAUGUUUGAACUUUGGA